Messenger RNA from Tupaia belangeri chinensis (Chinese tree shrew), 2467 nucleotides. It is a transcript of the gene SDR39U1, whose product is annotated as short chain dehydrogenase/reductase family 39U member 1. Lineage: Eukaryota; Metazoa; Chordata; Mammalia; Scandentia; Tupaiidae. The transcript has 6 exons. The coding region runs from base 1232 to 2116 and encodes 294 amino acids. The record is from RefSeq and is a predicted model, not a curated record.
AUGGAGAUGGACGUAUCCACAAUAGAUAUGAACAGGCAUCCUGUGAGGUGACUGACAAACCAUAAUGGCUGAUUUAUGGUAAAGACCUCUAGAAUUCUGUAGUAAGGCCAUGCCAAAUGCAGUAGAGAACUACUUACUGUAUGACAAGUACCCCCAGGAUACCUCCAGGCCCUAGUAGACACUAAGUGUCUGUGUGAUCAGAGCUGUGCAUCAUGAGUUGAAUAGUAUCAGAACCACCAAGUCAUACAGUAAGGCAGACCCUCCUAGUGACCCACCUGGAGUUUGGCUUUUUUGUCCCCAUGACUUUAAGUUCUACUUAAUUAAAGGGCCUAUUUCCAAGGCACAAAAUGUGAGAUUUCCUUCUACCAAGGCUAGUAAGUAUUCACUAAAUCUGAAGUUAUGGCUUUUAGCUGUCAUGUCAUCUCCUCACAAUAGAUCUGUAGGCAAUAUGACCCUGAUUAUGAAACAAUAAAGUUGUUGUCACAUAAUUUUGCAAUCACAACCUAGAGAGAUGUGUGAGGCCAGUCUUGGUGCUUCUGUGCUUAGUGGUAAGUACAGAGUGCAACUGCACCAGUCCUACCCUAACAAAGGCACCAUGACCUUAGAGAUGAAGGUCUUUCUUACCUCAUAAACAAAACUCAUUUUGCGUGCUACCUCUGAGAAUUUGCGUCUUACACUAAUUUGGAAAAAAUAAUCAGCUAUUAUCUUAUCAAAUAUGUUCUCCGUUCUCUGCUCUUACUCCUCUCUUAUGGGACACCAAAUAAAGACAUAAUUUCUCACAUUAUCUUUCUUGUCUUAUAUCCCCUCUUGCAUAAUUUCUGUCUCUUCAGCAGCAUUUUGGGAAAUUUCUUUAUAUCUAAUUUAAAUCUUUUUUCAACAGUGCCAAAAUCUACUCCCUCAUGUUUAAGCUCAUUCACUUUACUUUCCACUGAGUUGUUUUGGUUCGUUUUCCGGGACUUUUUUCUUCACUAAAACCUGUUCUCUUCCGCCUCCUCUUUCUUUCCUGCCCGCCAUCUAAACCUCCCCACCGCCUAGCUCGCCUCCCAGUUAAAGAGCGGAUACAGCCCAUCUAUAAAUUUUUCUGCGUAUCAGGAAGGGCCACGCCCAAUCUCAAUCCCAUCCGCCCAAUUGGAGCGCACGUCUAAAACACGCACGCGCAGAAAAGUCCGGUUAGAGGCCCGCGAAGGGAGGGGCUUUAAAUCUUGCGCAAGCGCAUUAGGUCCUGGUCGCUAUGCGGGUGCUUGUGGGUGGCGGGACUGGCUUCAUUGGGACAGCCCUAACCCAGCUCCUGAAAGCCAGGGGCCAUGAGGUGACAUUAGUCUCCCGACAGCCCGGGCCCGGUCGGAUCACGUGGGACGAGCUGGCCAAGUCGGGGCUGCCCAGCUGUGAUGCCGCCGUCAACCUGGCAGGAGAGAACAUCCUCAAUCCUCUCCGAAGGUGGAAUGAAACCUUCCGAAAAGAAGUGCUCAACAGCCGUCUGGAGACCACCCAAAUGCUGGCUGAAGCCAUUACCAAGGCCCCACAACCUCCCCAGGCCUGGGUCUUAGUCACAGGUGUAGCUUACUACCAGCCCAGCCUGACUGCGGAAUAUGAUGAGGACAGCCCAGGAGGGGAUUUUGACUUUUUCUCCAACCUCGUAACCAAAUGGGAAGCUGCAGCCAGGCUUCCUGGAGAUUCUACACGCCAGGUGGUGGUACGCUCUGGGGUUGUGCUGGGCCGUGGGGGUGGUGCCAUUGGCCACAUGCUGCUACCCUUCCGCCUGGGCCUGGGAGGCCCCAUCGGCUCAGGCCACCAGUUCUUCCCCUGGAUUCACAUCGGGGACCUGGCAGGAAUCAUGGCUCAUGCCCUUGAAGCAAACCACGUGCAGGGAGUUCUGAAUGGCGUGGCGCCAGCCUCCACUACCACCAACGCCGAGUUUGCACAGGCUUUGGGCAGUGCCCUGGGUCGCCCUGCCUUCAUCCCUCUCCCCAGCGCUGUGGUGCAAGCUGUCUUUGGGCGAGAGCGUGCCAUCAUGCUGCUGGAGGGCCAGAAGGUGGUCCCGAGGCGGACACUGGCCACAGGCUACCAGUAUUCCUUCCCAGAGCUAGGGGCCGCCUUGAAGGAAGUUGUAGCCUGAGCAGGGAGGCUUAUACGGAGGCCUGAGGCUUGUCCCUCCACAGAGGCUUCUUGGUCAGAUACUUAGACAGGCUCAGAUGCCUCUCUGCUUUGUAUCUGAAACCAUCUGGUUCUCAGAGAAUCCUCUCCAUUCCCCUUUCCGCCCCAUUGUUCUGCCACUCCACCGUAUUUAAAUAAAGACUGUCCAGUCAAUAAGGUUGUAAUCCCAUCAAAUUGGGACCUUAACCCCUUCCAAUCUGUGUGAAUUUCCAAGUUUAGUUUCUCUAGGUGUCCCACUGCUGCCCCAGUUCUCCUUUAUGCUGUGUAGAGAAUGUGCUGCAGCUAAGGCAAUAAAGAUAAAUCAUCUCACUAG